Molecule: messenger RNA, 1266 nt
Organism: Lindgomyces ingoldianus
Lineage: Eukaryota; Fungi; Ascomycota; Dothideomycetes; Pleosporales; Lindgomycetaceae
Exons: 3
Coding region: 296-1033 (245 amino acids)
Biological process (GO): cytoplasmic microtubule organization; post-chaperonin tubulin folding pathway; tubulin complex assembly
Cellular component (GO): nucleus; microtubule plus-end; cytoplasm
Molecular function (GO): alpha-tubulin binding; microtubule plus-end binding
Source: RefSeq, a predicted model, not a curated record
CGUGUUUAAGCGACUGGUUCUCCCCAACACCACCGCGUCCGUCCGUAUCGGCCUCGUACUGGCCAGCAGAGGACGCUUGACAAGUCACCACUGCCAGACCCCUUCGACCUUGUUGGCGUCGUCACUUCUGCAUCUGCUCCCAGGGCCUGCCUUCGAACCCUGGAUUGGCGCAUCAACUGUUCCGUCCACAUCCACCUGUCCCUUCUACCUUCCUUUUGCCCUCAAUCCCGCUCUCUCUCACUAGUCUCGAACACUUGGGCAGAGUCCGAACCUGUUGCUUGACACCGGUGCCAGAAUGUCUCUCCAGGCCACAGCCGACGUGCCCCUUCUCAUCAGCUCACACAACUCGUCCUCGGAGCGCCGGAUUACUCCUUCGUGGAGCAUAGCGCACCUCAAGUCGCGCCUUGAACCUAUUACGGGCAUCCCCGCCUCGUGCCAACAGCUAACGCUGCGAGUCGGCUCCCAAGAUGGCAUUGCGGUCACAGCCGCCGACGAGGAGCAGACACAGCUGUCCUCAUUCCCGUUGCAGCCCUAUGCGGAAAUCACUGUCGUAGACACCCGCCCGCCUUCCGCUCGCACAGACUUCACCGAUCUGUCAUCUGUGCCCAAGUAUACCAUGCCAAGCACAGAGUAUGAGACGCGGACAGACAGCGUGCUCGCAUGGAAGAAAGCGCAAAAACUUGGUCGUUUCGAUCCAAACGCACCGAGCAUCGAAGAGCAGAAGAUACGGGCGAUAGAACGCGAGAUUGAAGAGAGGGGUCUAACUUUAUCGUCCCGCGUUCGCCUCCUUCCUGAGUCUGAUGCGCGCCGAGGUACGAUCUCCUAUAUCGGUCCCGUUCCUGAGAUCCCCGGUCUGGGUUCGUGGAUCGGUAUCACUCUCGACGAGCCCACGGGUAAAAAUGACGGGUCGGUGAAGGGUAAGAAAUACUUCACAUGUGGGAACAACUACGGCACCUUUGUUCGCCCUGAGCGAUGUGAGGUAGGCGACUUUCCGCCGUUGGACUUAACAGACGAAAACAUGGAGGAGUUGUAGCCAGAUGGACGGACUAAGAUAUUCUAACGACAGCAACAACGACAUAUUCUGUGGAGAGAUCGUUUCCGGAGAGAUGUGAAAGCUGCGUCAGGAACUGAUGGGUGGGUUCAGGCAUGCCGAUGCCUUGGAACAGGGGUUUCUGAGAACAGCCCAUACCUAGACAUGGAAAACUAUAGCUAGCGGUGGGUGCAGAAUCUCUAUAACGAUAGAGAAGCACAAAGCUGAAAUGUGAA